CAUGCACUUUGAAUUAUCAAUUAUAAUUAACCUAACCGAACUCUUGGGGAACUAUAAGUAUAUAUGGGUGUCAAAUGAUAAGAUAUCGAGUUGUAUUUUCACCAUGUACAUCAAAACACUGUUUGUUACUCUCUUCUUCGCUUAUGCUGUUGCGGAAAAAUUGAAAUGUUACAAAUGCGACAGCUCAAACGGCCACCCGAACUGCCAAAGUGGGUCGGGAAUUGGUCAUGUUACAUGUGAAGAACCACCUGCGGAUGCUGGGAUCACGUGCCUCGCAUAUUCGGAAAAUGUGAAUGGAGUGACGAAAUAUGUAAGGGAUUGUGCCAUUGUGGGGGGCACUUUCGAUUACCAGGCCAUUCCACUUUGCCCUUCUAUGAGAGAAAGAGGUAGAGACAUUCGCACGUGUACAACUUGUGCGACAAAUGAUUGUAACGGAACCCCUCUUUAAAAAAGAUCAGUUGUCAAAUUAGAUUUAUUGAGCAUUGUGAAAGAAUGAAGAAAUUGUAACAUUUAAUGAGUUUAAAUAAAAAAUGUUUGCUGACAUGCUUGAAAUGGCGAA
Photinus pyralis (common eastern firefly) is the source of this 559-nucleotide messenger RNA. RefSeq lists its product as uncharacterized. The transcript is spliced from 3 exons. Bases 2 to 448 code for a protein of 148 amino acids. Gene Ontology annotation, biological process: sleep; regulation of synaptic transmission, cholinergic; positive regulation of voltage-gated potassium channel activity. The record is from RefSeq and is a predicted model, not a curated record. Lineage: Eukaryota; Metazoa; Arthropoda; Insecta; Coleoptera; Lampyridae.